AUGGCUACACUGCAAAGGACCAAUUCGUGCACCGAUAUUGGCUUCACGCUCCGGCGUCAGUUUGGCAAACCAGACUUUAGACCAUAUCAGCGCGAAAUCAUCGAAGCGGCCUUGGCCGGAUAUGACAUCUACGUGCAGGCUGCCACGUCGUUUGGCAAGAGCUUGUGUUUCCAGCUCCCAGCGGUAGUCGACACCGGCAUCACAGUAGUAGUCUCGCCACUUUUGUCAUUGAUGAUCAACCAAGUCGAAGCGUUGCGUGCAUGCGGGAUCAACGCAAGCGCGUUGAACAGCAACAUUCCAUAUCCAGAAAAGGAAAGGAUACACCGAGAUCUGGAAACAGGUCAUCCUUUGACGCGGCUGUUAUACGUAACGCCCGAACUAUGCUCCGGCUCGCGCUUUCGUGAACGCCUCCAGAAGGUACACGAGCAAAAAGAGCUUGCUCGAAUUGCAAUUGACGAAGCACAUUGUAUUUCUGAAUGGGGUCAUGACUUUCGCAAAGACUUCAAACGGCUCUCUUGGUUCCGCGAAACAUUCCCUACAGUGCCCAUCAUGUGUUUGACGGCCACGGCGAACCCUCGGUUGCCGAAAGACGUCAAAGAAGAUACGCUUAACCGAUGGAUCAACAACGAGCAGGGCUACGAUAUCAUCGUCGCUACAACUGCGUUUGGUAUGGGCAUCGACAAGAACAAUGUGCGCUUUGUCGUGCACUGGAGGCUGCCGAAGUCCUUCGAGGGCUACUAUCAAGAAGCAGGUCGUGCCGGGCGAGAUGGUAACGCGAGCUACUGCUUCUUGUAUUACAGUCGUGAGGAUCUAGAACGGGUCACGCGAAUGGUCAAAGGAGACUCCAAAGAUGGCACAAGCCACCAAGCGCGACUUCGCAGCUUACAAGCGCUCGCGCUCUACUGCGAGAACAUAACUUCGUGCCGACAUGCCGAAAUUUGCAAAUACUUCGGCGAAAUAACAAUACCCGAGUGCGACUUCGCUUGCGAUUUUGACAAGGAUGCAGAAGACUUGGGAGAAAGAUUUAGAGAAGGAUUGGCAAGCGAAGAAUGGGUUAGCACGCAGGCAAUGCAGGGCACGUAUGACGGAUAUUAUGAUGAUUAUUAA
Akanthomyces muscarius is the source of this 1107-nucleotide messenger RNA. RefSeq lists its product as uncharacterized. Gene Ontology annotation, molecular function: four-way junction helicase activity; nucleic acid binding; ATP binding. The transcript has 5 exons. The record is from RefSeq and is a predicted model, not a curated record. Gene Ontology annotation, cellular component: cytoplasm; chromosome. Gene Ontology annotation, biological process: double-strand break repair via homologous recombination. Lineage: Eukaryota; Fungi; Ascomycota; Sordariomycetes; Hypocreales; Cordycipitaceae. The coding region runs from base 1 to 1107 and encodes 368 amino acids.